This is a messenger RNA of Telopea speciosissima, 3577 nucleotides long. RefSeq names its product SAC3 family protein A-like. The transcript has 15 exons. NCBI's taxonomy places the organism in Eukaryota, Viridiplantae, Streptophyta, Magnoliopsida, Proteales, Proteaceae. The coding region runs from base 257 to 3319 and encodes 1020 amino acids. The record is from RefSeq and is a predicted model, not a curated record. Gene Ontology annotation, cellular component: nucleus.
AUAUAAGAAAGUUCAAUUGUUUUACUCCUGUUCAUGUGAUUAGUCGGUGAAUUUUUCCUCUCAUCAUUGAUUAUGUUUUGGGGGUUCUUCCUGUAACACUGAAUCUCCCAAUUGAAUUUGUUUGUUUUUGUUUUUGUUUUCUUUUUGUUGUUCUGCUACUUCUUUUCUGAUCUCUCAAAUUCGGGGCAAGAAACUCUGGUUUUUGUGGAGGUCGAUUGCCUGUGCGUCAUUGUGACUACAGAGGGAUGUUUAAGGAAUGAUGAACCAAGUGCGCACUACUGAUACUGUAGCUGAACAGGACCCCAAUUUUCUUGAGAAACAUCAAAUUGUUGAUUCAAGUGGACAAGCAUCUGCAUCUUUUACUCCUGGACAUUCCCUUCUGCCCUCAGCCACUGGUUCUACAGCUGUGUCAUGGACCAUGCACAAAACAGAUAAUAGCUCUUCUGAGAAUGGACUUCUUCCAAGUUCCAGCUAUCAUCAUAAUCAGCAGACGGAGCCACUUCCAAGGGAGCUGCAAGAUGGAUUGAAUGCUGCGUCAAAUGCCUCUACUUCAUCUAAUUUGGGGGCAGCAAGUGGACCACAAGAAUAUGCUGGGUAUUCAUCAUAUACAAGUUCAACUGAUCCUUUUGGUUAUGGCAACACAGGAUAUCAACAUGGUUACUAUUAUCAAUAUCCACAGCAAACAAACCAUUCAUACUCUCAACAAGGGGGUGUAUAUCAAAAUUCAGGUGCUCCUUAUCAGCCUCUUACCUCAUUUCAGAAUACAGGGCCUGCAAGUUAUACAAGCACUUACUACAAUGCUACUGAUUAUCAGACAACUGGAGGUUACCCGAGCAACGAGUAUAAUAAUCAGACUAACUUGUGGAAUGAUGGUUCAUAUGCACAGUAUCCCUCUCAUCAGUAUUCAGCCUACUCCUCUUCAGAUUCUAACGGUGCUCAAAGUUCUAGUACUGUAGCUGCAACUCCACUUCAUUAUCAGCAACAAUAUAAGUCAUGGGCAGAUUAUUACAGUCAAACAGAUGUUAGCUGCGCUCCUGGGACAGAGAAUAUUUCUGUUUCCAGCGCAACCACUUGUGCAGUGCCUGGUGCCACAGGUGGAUAUCCAUUUUCAAAUGGCCAGCCUCCACCACCUGGUACAACAUCUUGGAGACCAGAACCCAUUUCAUCUGAAUUGCCUUCAUUGCAGCAGGCUGGUGAUGUGACAGGUGAUGCUUACAAUGUUCACUGGAAACAUGGAACUUCAGGAUUCCAAAGUCAUGUCAAUCCAGUGCCAUCAUACUUUCAAAAACCUUUGGAUCAAAAUCCCCUCCCAUAUGAUAGCUCUCGGGAUCAGCAGAAGAUAGCUUGUCCUCAGGGGUCCAAUCUACAGUAUUCUGUUACCAAUCAAGUCUCUCAGAACCAGGUCCCUCAGAAUUAUCAGCCACCAUUGCAAACCUUUCCCUCUCUGGAUACACGUCGGGUAAGCAACUUGCAGAUUCCAACAAACCCUAGAAUUGCUUCAAAUUUGGGCUUGAGCUUGCCAAAAACCGAUAAGGAUAGCUCUACAACCAAUGCAGCAACAAAGCCAGCUUAUAUCGGUGUCUCAAUGCCGAAGUCUAAUAACAAAGUGCCCUCUCAUGAAGAUGCUGAUUCCAUGCUCAAGCCUGGCAUGUUCCCUAUGUCUCUACGUGCAUAUGUGGAAAGGGCGUUGUCCCGUUGCAAGGAAGAUUCUCAAAAGGCAACUUGUCAAAACAUAAUGAAGGAGAUGAUUACAAAAGCAUCUGCUGAUGGUACACUUUUUACACGAGACUGGGAUACCGAACCUCUUUUCCCAUUACCGGAUGUGGAUACGGUCAAUAAGGACAGUGGGCAGAGUUCUGGUGCUGUUUCUUCAUUACCAAGGUACAAAAGAAGUCCCAGUAGGCGUACCAAAAGCAGGUGGGAACCUAUAUCAGAGGAGAAAUUGAUUGAGAAAGUGCCAUCUGUCAGUCAUGUUUCAGUAAAAGAGGUUAACUGGGACCAUUUCAAAGCAAGGGAUAGGGUGUUGUCUAGUGGAAAAUGUGAGAGCAUAGACGAUGGUUGGAAUAAUUCCAAUCUCCCUCCAUUGCAACAUCAAACUCCAGGUAAAAAUGUUCAAAGGCCAGUUAAGAAACAGCGGCUUAGUGAUAACUUCGGUACUGCUGAAAACGGUGGUGGUUCCAGCGAUAGUGAUAAAGAACAGGGUUUGACAGCAUAUUAUUCAAGUGCAAUAACUUUAGCGAAUUCACCAGAGGAAAGAAAAAAACGUGAAAAUCGUUCUAAACGAUUUGACAAGGCACACGGACAUCAAGCAGGAGUCAAGCACUUUCAGCAAAAGGCUGUUGGAGUUGGAAGUUUGUAUUCUAGAAGGGCUAGUGUUCUGGAGCUUAGCAGAAGCUAUAACGAUGGUGGCAGCAGGGCUGUAGAAGAUAUUGAUUGGGAUGCCUUUACUGUCAAAGGAACCUGCCAGGAAAUUGAGAAGCGCUAUUUGCGCCUUACUUCUGCACCUGACCCUGCCACUGUUAGGCCGGAAGAGGUGUUAGAAAAAGCUCUCGUAAUGGUUCUAAGUUCUCAAAAGAACUAUCUUUACAAAUGUGAUCAGUUGAAAUCAAUUCGUCAGGAUUUGACUGUACAGAGGAUACAUAAUGAACUAACCGUCAAGGUGUAUGAAACUCAUGCACGAUUGGCACUAGAAGCUGGGGAUCUGCCAGAAUAUAAUCAGUGCCAAUCACAGCUACAAAGCCUUUAUGCAGAAGGAAUCAAGGGAUGUCAUAUGGAAUUUUCUGCUUACAACUUACUUUGUGUUAUAUUGCACUCAAAUGACAACAGAUAUCUUUUAUCGUCGAUGGCAAGAUUAUCAGAUGAAGCGAAAAUGGAUGAAGCUGUCAAGCAUGCUCUUGCGGUCCGUGCAGCUGUUACGUCGGGGAACUAUGUCCUGUUCUUCAGACUGUACAAGAUGGCUCCCAACUUGAACACCUGCCUUAUGGAUCUGUAUGUGGAGAAGAUGCGGUUUGAGGGGGUGAAAUGCAUGUCUCGUUCUUAUCGCCCUACACUUCCUGUUGUAUACAUUGCUCAGGUCCUAGGCUUCACUAAUGUCUUGCCAACAACAGAAGGAAAUGAAGAAAAAUACGUGGAUGGAUUGGAGGAAUGUGAGGACUGGUUAAGGGCACAUGGAGCAUGCCUCAUCAAGGAUAACAGCCAAGAGAUGCAGCUCGACACAAAGGCUUCCUCUUCCAGCCUUUACAUGCCAGAACCUGAAGAUGCCGUUGCCCAUGGGGAUACAAAUCUUGCCGUUAUUGAUUUUCUGACACGAACAUCAUGAAGGCGAUUUUUGGUUGUAAACUAUUGUAUUUUGUUUUUACCCUUGUAUCUCUAACAUUUUGCCUAGGCCCACUGGUGUUAAUGUAAGUAGAAAUCCAGAAGGCUUGGUGAAGCAAUGGAUGAGAACAGAUGAGAGUUUGCUUCCCAGGGUUAUUUGGGAGUGGUCUUGUCAGCCAUAAUACCUGUAAUAUUUUGGAGGGUAUGGAUGGGAUGUAUGAAAUGAGAAGAGCCGAAUGAAAUGGAGGGAGAUUUGUUCUUG